Messenger RNA from Diachasma alloeum, 2841 nucleotides. RefSeq lists its product as uncharacterized. The transcript is spliced from 2 exons. Lineage: Eukaryota; Metazoa; Arthropoda; Insecta; Hymenoptera; Braconidae. The coding region runs from base 1 to 2841 and encodes 946 amino acids. The record is from RefSeq and is a predicted model, not a curated record. Gene Ontology annotation, molecular function: nucleic acid binding.
AUGACCUUAGCACAUGAGGCCUCGGCUUCAGGAGGGUUGAGGGUUUCGGGCCGUCCGUGUUCUUCUCGGGCUGACGCUCCUCCGGAAUAUUUCUUCCCUCAUCACGGAGUUCUCAGGGCGAGCAGUGAGACAACGAAGCUCAGAGUUGUUUUCAACGGCUCCAACAAGACCAGCUCAGGACAAUCGUUGAACGAGAUUAUGCACACGGGUGAGAAGUUGCAGAAGGAUAUCUCGGAUGUACUUCUCUUUUCUCGGCGGAAACGGCUCAUUUUCAUGACGGACAUAACCAAGAUGUUUCGUCAAAUUCGGGUACAUCCGGAAGAUUGGCCACUCCAACAAAUACUCUGGACCGACUCAAACGGAGAUAUCGCCACCUAUCAACUCACCACGGUCACAUAUGGCACUAGGUCAGCUCCGUUCCUCUCAAUGCGUGUUCUUCAUCAGCUCGUUGAGGAUGAAGGAUCGAACUAUCCUCUCGCUGUGGAACCGCUCAUGAAAGGACGAUAUGUUGACGAUAUCUGCGGGGGUGCUGACUCAGAUGAAGAGCUACUCAGGACCGCUCAUCAGGUGACACAGCUCUGUCGGUCAGGAGGCUUUCCGCUAGCCAAAUGGCACUCAAAUAGCCCAGCUCUACUCACAUCUCUUCAACCUGACAGCACCUCUCAAGAACAACGAUUCAUAGAGGACUCGCUCACCAAGAUUCUAGGGGUUUCUUGGCAUCCUGGAACGGACAACUUCAAGUUCUCCGUCACUCAGCCUGAGACCAGCUCAAUAACGAAGAGAAUCAUUUUAUCGGAAACGGCUCAACUCUUCGAUCCACUGGGUUUCCUAGCGCCAGUGGUCAUACGAGCGAAGAUAUUGCUCCAGGCUCUAUGGAUCGAGAAACUGGGAUGGGACGAACCAGUUUCCCAGACAACUGCUCAACGAUGGAGCCAAUUCAGGGAGGAGCUCACACAGUUAUCAGAGAUCACCAUACCUCGGUGGCUUGGACUGCUCACGGAUUCCGUCGUCGAAGUACACGGUUUUUCCGACGCAUCACAAGUGGCGAUGUCAGCCGUGAUCUAUCUCAAGGUUCUCAACAAGGGAAAAUCACAACUCACAUUGGUUUGCUCAAAAACGAAGGUCGCACCGCUCAAACGGCUGACAAUCCCACGACUAGAACUCACUGCGGCUCUCCUCCUGGCCAAACUGACUAAGUACGUCAAGGACCAACUCAAUCUCACGAACGCCACCACCUAUCUCUGGACCGACUCAUCGGUCACGCUCACGUGGAUCAGCUCACACUCCUCAAGAUGGAAGGAGUUCGUGAAAAAUCGGGUGGCACUCAUCCAGGAGCUCACUCAGCAGGCUCAUUGGAGAUUGGUACCGGGCAAGGAGAAUCCUGCAGACUGUGCAUCUCGAGGUCUAUCAGCGCACCAACUGGUAUCUCAUAAGCUCUGGUGGAAAGGGCCACCAUGGCUUCAUCAAGACUGCUCAUCAUGGCCAACUCACGCUCUGGAAAAAGACCUCAGCGCAGACCUCGAGGAAAAGCCAGGAGUUCUCCUACAUGUAAAAGCUCAUCCAAUCGCGCUCUGGAAUCUCGUCGACAGAUUCUCAUCGUUCAACCGACUGCUCAGGGUCACAGCAAUCUGUCGACGAUUCAUAGCUCGGCUCAGGAAAACCCCCAACUCUUCUCUUCGAUACCCGCUCACUCUUGGUGAUCUUGAAGAGGCUCGCAUCCUCUGGAUCAAACUCACGCAGGCAGCUCACUUCAAGGAUCAACUCAGAGCGAUCUCACGAGGGGAAAGGUUCAGCAAAUCCCACCCCCUCACCAAGCUCACACCCUUCAUCGAUCGCCAAGGGGUAUUGAGGAUAGGAGGACGGCUCAAGUUUGCUCACAUAGGCCCGGAGAGCCGGAACCAAGUGAUUAUUCCGAAGGAAUCUCAACUGGCUCAGCUACUCAUCGGACAGGCUCAUCUAAGGACACUCCACGGAGGCACACAGCUCACCCUCAGGCAGCUCAGAAGUAGCUACUGGAUACUCGGAGGUCGAGCACCAGUACGCUCCUUCAUCCUCAAGUGCGUUAACUGCACUCGCCAACGUGGAGUACGCGCUCAACAGCUCAUGGGCCAGUUGCCACCAGCCAGACUCACUCCCGCUCGAGCCUUUCUCAACACUGGGAUCGACUAUGCCGGCCCAGUGUCUCUACGGUCCUGGAAAGGGCGGGGACACAAGUCGUACAAAGGCUGGUUGGCUAUCUUUGUCUGCAUGACCACCUCAGCGGUCCAUCUCGAGGUCGUGUCAGACUACUCAGCCGAGGGGUUCAUCGCGGCGUAUAGACGCUUUUCAAGUCGGCGUGGGAUCGCUCAUUCCUUGUUCAGUGACUGUGGGACCAAUUUCCUUGGCGCUGACAAGGAACUAAAGAAGCUCUUCUCGUCAGGAUCAGCUCAAUCAAGACAGCUCGCACAGCUCCUCAUCAAUGAUGGGACUCAGUGGUCCUUCAAUCCUCCAGUGCUCAACUCACGACCACUGGAACCGCUCACGGAUGAUCCUGAUGACUGUUCAGCCUUGACACCAGGGCAUUUUCUCAUCGGUCAGGCUCCCACGACUCUUCCAGAGCCAUCUUUAGAGCAACUCAACGUCUCAAGGCUCUCUAGAUGGCAGCUCAUUCAGCAGAAGCUUCAAGGAUUCUGGAAGAGGUGGUCCACGGGAUAUCUCCAACGUCUUCAAGCGAUAUCCAAGUGGCACCAUCCGACUCAUCAGAUACGGAUCGGCUCACUGGUUCUACUCACGGACGAGAGAUUCCCGCCAGCGAAGUGGCCUCUCGCCCGAGUGACCGCUCUGCACCCAGGAUCGGACUGA